Equus quagga is the source of this 932-nucleotide messenger RNA. RefSeq lists its product as uncharacterized. NCBI's taxonomy places the organism in Eukaryota, Metazoa, Chordata, Mammalia, Perissodactyla, Equidae. The coding region runs from base 1 to 780 and encodes 259 amino acids. The record is from RefSeq and is a predicted model, not a curated record. The transcript has 3 exons.
AUGCAACGGGGUGAGCAUGGAUUCCAACCAUCCUGCUGGAGCCCAGGCCUCAAGAAACCCCAGACGUCAUUGCUGGUCUCUGUCCACCUGCCGGCUCCCAGACUCCUCCGAGGGCACCGGACGAGCAAGGUCAGAGCAGAAGGUCUAGGGAUUUCUGUCCUCUCCUUCUCCAGAGGCAGCCCCUCCCCCGCCCGGCAACUGGCUCGCAAGCGGCCCCCAGCGCCGGUCGCAGCCUGGUCUCAGGGUCGGGGGCUUCGGGAGGACGAGCCCGGCUCUGGGGCUUCCUCCCCCCGCUCCUCCCCUCCACACCUUCUCCGGGUCCGACGCCGGCGGGCGAGGGGCGCCGUCCUGGACGAGACCUGUCCGCGGUGGUGGCUGCCCGUCUGUCCCGGUCCCGAUGGGGCGGGGGCGCCGAGGACCGUCCCCCGGCCGCCGAAUCAGUUCUCCGCACGAGGGUCGGGGACGCGGACGCUCCGAGGAGCGAUCGCGGCUGCGGCGAAGGGACCGAGGGACUCGCUGCUUCCCUUUCACCAGGUGCUGUUUGCAGAUGUCGCGGCGUCUGCAGACUUGAACCACAAGCGAAGUUCUCUGAGCCGGAGCUCGGCGCGGUGCCCUGAUCGGCGGGGCGGCGGGAGCGGGACUCGCAGCGGCUGCGCCGAGGCCGCCGGGCGAUGCCCCCGCGCUUGGGAACACCGAGGUCCCCGGAGGAUCCGGGCCGGGAACAGCCUUGGGGAGACGGGAGCGGGCCCCGCCCGACGGAGCAAGGCUGCAGAGGCCUGAAGAGAGUGUAACUGUGUCCUUGGUCAGAGUCUGCAGGCUGAGUCUCUGAGGAGCCGAAACUGAGGAGCUAAAACAGCUCAGCCCUGUUGGCAUGGGCGGAGCCUGCCCAGGAGGCCGAUGCCCACAGCAGACCCUGGUUGCACCAGCUGACA